AUGAGUGGGAGAGAGAGACAGGAGGGUAUUUAUAACGGCAGCUGGACCGUUUUAAAGGAAUCCAAAUGGGAGUCGGAAUUGCAAGAGCCAAGAGGCGCUCAUGCCUUUUUCUUGUCCUUGUGCGAUUCGGAUUUUUUCCAGUUAUUAAAUUACCCAAAUGACCUCAUUUCUAUUACUAGUACUCCUAAGUUGGUCAAGUAUUGUGGUGAAAGUGGACUCCGAGGAGAUCGCAAGGGCUGCGUUGCUAGAGAAAGGUUUGCACCCAGCAAGGUUAAUAUUGAUGGCCUGGAAACAGAAGAAGAGAGCAACCGUCAAACAGCUCUGAUAGUUCCAGAUCAUGGCAAGCAAGAGAUGAUGAAGAAAGUGUAA
Molecule: messenger RNA, 369 nt
Organism: Dovyalis caffra
Lineage: Eukaryota; Viridiplantae; Streptophyta; Magnoliopsida; Malpighiales; Salicaceae
Source: the annotation of a GenBank genome assembly